AAGAGAACGUCAUCCGCUCACUGCGUUUGCCGAUUCAUGAUCGUCAGAGACUUAAAUAUUCAACCUUCUAAAAUUACAAAAAAAGGAAAACGAGGAAAACACACUGUAAACCUUUUUUUUAGACCUUAUCACUUCUUUAUUGGCUAUUUCUACUGUUGGUUACAGUGGGUAAAGCAACUUGCACCGGUGCAAGUCAGGUCUGAAAUUACGUGCACCGCUCCAAUUUUACGUGCACAAACUUGCACAUGCACGUGGUAUUUCGAGCCCUGGAAAGGCUCCAGCUUGCCUGCGACCCUGUAGAACAGGAGAAGCGGCUACAGAUAAUGGAUGGCUGGAUGGAUGACUUCAUCUUCCUCAAGCUCAGUGAGGAACUUGAGCGUAUCUGGGUCAAACUCAUGAGCUUCCAAUCCUGGUGUCAUCUGUAGUGAGCCUUUACUUCCUAGAGUGGACAGACAUUUUCAAACCAGUGCGCUGGGGCUUCAGCUGCUAUGACCGCAGUCUGAGUUUACCAUACAUUGAGCCAAUGCAUGAGGUUAUCCCCUUCCUCAUGCUCCUCAUCCUCACCUUUGGUGCACCUGCCAUCACGAUAAUGAUUGGAGAAGGCAUUCUGUUCUGCUGGUUGUCCAAAACUCAGAGCGGCCCUGGAGCUGAGGCCAACAUCAAUGCUGCUGGCUGCAACUUCAACUCCUACAUCCGCCGCGCCAUCAGGUUUGUGGGGGUUCAUGUGUUUGGUCUCUGUGCCACUGCUCUGAUAACUGACAUCAUCCAGCUGUCGACAGGUUACCCAGCACCGUACUUCCUCACUGUUUGCAAACCCAAUUACACACACCUGAACUCCUCCUGUGAUGAGAACUCUUUCAUUUUGGAAGACAUCUGCUCUGGGACUGACACCGCCGUCAUUAAUGCCGGCAGAAAAUCGUUCCCUUCCCAGCAUGCAACCUUGGCAUCCUUUGCUGCUGUCUACGUUUCUAUGUAUUUCAACAGCACUCUAACAGACUCAUCUAGGCUUCUGAAGCCCCUACUGGUCUUCUCCUUCAUCAUUAGUGCCAUCAUAUGUGGCCUAACACGGAUUAUUCAGCACAAGAACCAUGCCAUUGAUGUCUACCUGGGAUUUCUCCUUGGAGGAGGCAUUGCUAUUUAUUUAGGUCUGCAUGCUGUUGGGAAUUUCCAACCCAGUCAGGAGAAGAUGAAGAAUCAACCUCAAGUUCGAGAUUGUGUUAGGUCCCUGGGUGAGCUGGGUCAGCAUGUUGGCCACCAUCUGCCUGCUAAAAGCUGUAGCAGUAGUGAGGGCAUUUCCUCCUCACACUCGGAUGGCCUCCUUCACCGUAAUCUUCAAACCCGGCAUACUAGAUCCCUUACCAACCUGAAGAGAUCCAGCGCAGAUAUUGAAGUCCCACGGCCGAACAGUCCCAUAGAUAAGGAGAGCAUGGUGACCUUUAGUAACACUCUGCCACGGAUUCACCCACCAACCAUGGAUGAUGGCGCAAGGCGAAAUGGAAUGGUCCAUUCAUCCAUUGACUCUAGCCGUUCCAAGCAGUUGUUGUCACAGUGGAAGAGUAAGAACGACAAUCGAAAGCAUUCCGUGCAGGCUCUGGAGACUGCCAUAGGCCAUUGUUCCACCAGCAGCAUGGAGACUCGCUGUAGCUCAGAACCUUCCACAGUUGGCAUUAACGGGGAACAGCAAGGUCCGGCAGGGUCAUGUCUCAAACUGGCCACUGGAAGCAGCACUUUACCCAGCAAUCCUUGUGGUAUAGCUGGAGGUACACGAGUGUCUAUUCAGUCCAGGCCAGGUUCUUCCCAACUGGUGCACAUUCCAGAGGAGACUCAGGAAGGCAUGAGUACUUCACCUAGAGGUAGUGUACGGGACAAGUGGCUGAAAAGCAUGGAAAAGAAUGUCAAUGGACAACCACGCAUUGUGCCAGCAAUUGGCAUGUCCAAACAGCAUGGCCUGUUGCCCACAGGCUCCAGCAGUUCUGAGAGCAGUAGCCACACCAGUUCCACUGCACCCCUGCACCGUCAUAAGAGCCUAAGUGAGGAGCCCGGUUCAGGGGUCACCACCCAGGGUUCCAUUGUUAGGGUUGAGGCGCAUCCAGAGAAUGGACGGCCCUUGGUUCAUGCCCACUCUACUGAUGGCACCACCUUCUGGACCUGGAAGUCUCAGAGUAGCUUAAAACAGUCUUUCGAGCUCAAUGACCUCAACCGAGACUCAGAAAAUUGUGAAUCGCUUAAGGACAGCUAUGGCUCCACAGACAGAAAGAGAAGCAACUCUGGUGCUCCGAUACAUGUCACAGUCCAAACGAUCCCAACAGUUCCUGCUGUCUCCUCUAUUUCCACUCUAGCCAGCUCAGUAGGAGAUCAGCACCCUCAUCUAACUGUCUCCACCAUCCGGGUCACCCCUAUAGAGAGCAGUGAGAGUGGCCCAGAGAGUCACGACUCAACACUGCGAAGGAAAAGCAAUAUGAUCCUAAUCCCUGAAAGAGGGAACAGCCCAGAUAACACCAGGACCAUUUUCUACAAGGGCACUUCCACCACCCCAGCAUUUAAAGAGUAGCCAGCACAUAAUGCCUUUUCACGGUUUAUGCAUCAAACACAAGGUCCAUAUAUGAGGUGUUCACUAUAUUUGCCCACACAUGUACAGUUUGCUGGUGUGUUUUGAGCUCUGGACGACACCAUUUCUUACACUGCAUGAAAAAGUUGUCACAGUGACACAAAAGCACAAACCCAGAACUCUUUCUAUGCUGUUAGCUGUUGUCCUAAUGGAGAAAUACAGUAUAUUGUAGCAUAUAAUCUAAUUCCUUUAUUAUAUACACUGUGAAGUUGACCUAGUGCCAAGUCUUAACUUAAACACUGUAUAAAGAUCUGUUUAAAAAAGUAAUUUUUUCAGUGAUUACCCUAGCCCGUAAAUUUUUGUAACGUAAAUAUUCUCUGAAAUGGGUGCUGUCCUAUUUAGAUAUUGAAAAAAGAGGAAAGAAAAUCGUUUUGUGAGAAGCAUUUAAUGACCCGAAGUGCUUAGAAUACUUUCUGUAGUUCAUUGUAUAGUCUUGUAAUCAGGGCUGGCGCAUUCUAUUCUCAUGCUCUAGGCAAAACAGUAUGUAGCUAUACCUCCAACCAGUCCGCUGUUUAAUUUUUUUACAGAUUAACCACUGGUGUUGACUGUCUUCUUAGCCAUUUAAUGUGCUUUCAGAGUGCACUCAUAGAAAGCUUGGUAAAAUGACAUACUUUGCGAUGAAAUAGGUGGAUGAUAGUGUUGGUAAAUGUAACCAUCCAUGCACAAGUGCCACUCUAGGAAACUGCCUAGUUUGCUGUUAUAUAUGCACUGGCCCUGCUUGAAAUACCAUGCACUAUACUUGCAAUAUAAAUCUGUUUUCACAA
Neoarius graeffei (lesser salmon catfish) is the source of this 3372-nucleotide messenger RNA. It is a transcript of the gene plppr4b, whose product is annotated as phospholipid phosphatase-related protein type 4. Bases 524 to 2551 code for a protein of 675 amino acids. Lineage: Eukaryota; Metazoa; Chordata; Actinopteri; Siluriformes; Ariidae. The record is from RefSeq and is a predicted model, not a curated record. Gene Ontology annotation, biological process: signal transduction; phospholipid dephosphorylation; phospholipid metabolic process. The transcript is spliced from 7 exons. Gene Ontology annotation, molecular function: phosphatidate phosphatase activity.